AUGGAUUUUAAUGAAACCAGAUUUUUAGAAAAAUAUUUAAAAGAGGCGUUAAAUCGAAAACAUGAGGGGAAAUUCACGCCAUUCAAAAAAACCACAAUCGCUUCACUAACCAGUUCCUAUCCGAACAAUAUCAAAGCAGAUGUAGAACCAAAACAACAAGAAUACCAUGUAGUUAAAAAGGUUUGUAAAGAAGGAAAGCUAACUAAUUCGAACUUGACGAAUGGUGUAAACAAUAAUACAGGAGUAUAUAUAGAAGAAUCUGAAAUCAAGGAUUUUAAAGAAAGCGGACUUAAGAUUAUUAAAAGUUGCCAAGUUUGUUUAGUGAUUUUGGCAGGAGGCUUGUCAACGCGUAUGGGCAGCUGUGAGCCGAAAUCACUCAUUCCAGUAACAGUCGUAAAGAGAAAGUGCUUACUACAAUUACACCUUGAGAAAGUCUCAACACUUUUUAGGGUCGCAGGAGCUGAUCCUCACCCGUUUAUUUUCAUCCUGACGUGCAGCUUCAAUCAUCCGCAAAUUCUAGCAUUUUUGAAGAAAAACUCCUUUUUCUCACUAGACCCCUCUCGCGUCGUGUUGGUGAUCCAGUCGAAUCUGCCCUGCUUUAUUGGUGAGGAUUUGAACUUUUCAGAGUACCCAAAGUCUUGCCUCAGCAGUCCUAAAUCCGACUUCAUUGACUUCUCACAGAGGGCAGAUUUUGACAAUUUUUACACCAGAGGAUUCAGAAUGGAUGUUCAAUUUGAAGGACUUGUGACCUCACCGAACGGAAACGGUGAUGUUUUCAAGUCACUUCAAACGUGUUCAGAGUUUAUGGAUAUACUGCCGAAUCUGAAGUGUACACAUGUAAUUAGUGUUGACAACUCCCUAAGUAAGCCAUUGGACCCAGAGUUCAUAGGCUUACAGUCUCAUCUACCCUAUUUCGAUAUGCUGAACAAGUGUAUAUUAAGAAAAGAUGGCGAGAGUUUAGGGGUAUUUUGUGUUAAAGAUUAUCCCCAAAUAAUUGAGUACACUGAGAUAAAUAAUGUGCUAAACACUUGUAACGGGGGUUUUGCUAAUAAGUCAACUGAUACCUCACUGAAUCAGUACUUAAUUGGUAACAUGUGCGACCAUAUCUUUUCAGGUGAGUUUAUAACUAAAGUGUUGGAAAUGAAGUUGUAUGAGGAAAUGCCUUUUCACGCCGCAAAAAAGAGAAUCCCCUACUGGUGCAACGAAACCUUGAGGUUUCUGUUCCCAGAUAAACCAAACGGUUACAAACUUGAGCUUUUCAUCUUCGACAUUAUGCGCUUUACAAAUAACGUAAUGGUACCAAUUCCACAAAAUUAUCCUUUAUUCAAUUUUCUAUGUGUUUUGGUCGAUAGAGAUGAUAACUUUGCACCCUUGAAGAGUUCCUGGGACUUUGAUUUGAAGAAUGAUGAGGCUAUCCAGUACAGGAUGGACAAUCUGUUUAAGAAGUGGCUGUCUCAGGUCAAUUGCACAGUCCUAGGGCUCUCAGAACUUUCUCCAACCCUGUCUUACCAUGGAGAAAAUCUACUCAAGUUUAAAGAUAAAACACUUAAAGGGCCAGUAUACCUUGAAUAA
This is a messenger RNA of Theileria annulata, 1572 nucleotides long. RefSeq names its product udp-N-acetylglucosamine pyrophosphorylase, putative. Gene Ontology annotation, molecular function: uridylyltransferase activity. The coding region runs from base 1 to 1572 and encodes 523 amino acids. The transcript is spliced from 3 exons. NCBI's taxonomy places the organism in Eukaryota, Apicomplexa, Aconoidasida, Piroplasmida, Theileriidae. The record is from RefSeq and is a predicted model, not a curated record.